AUAGUGAUUUGAAAAGAUCACAUAAUUCUGCACUAUCUCUAAGUACUGUCCGACAUGAAUUUGACAAAAAAUUCGCAAUGCAUGGUCGUAAACGUGUAAAACCUAGUACCGAGGCAGAACGUCAACGAAAAGAAAAAGAAGCUGUAAAAAUUAAAGAAUAUAGUGACCUAGUGGCUGCAUGCUUGAAUAAGAAAAACAGCAAGACAUUCGAUACCGAAGCAUUCAACUAUGCCACAAAAAUAUUAUCACAAAAUCCAGAUUUUUACACAAUCUGGAAUUUCCGGCGAAAUACUUUGUUGUAUGGCCUUUUAAAAGAUGCCGAAACGGACCAAAAACAAGAAGCAUUUUCCAAUGAACUAGUAUUCUUACAAGCACUUUUUCAAUUGAAUCCUAAAUCAUACUGGAUAUUUAAUCAUCGGAGAUGGUGUCUAGAGAAUAUGCCGUAUCCUGAUUGGCAAAGGGAACUGGAACUUGUUGGGAAGAUAUUGGAAUUGGACUCAAGAAAUUUUCAUGGAUGGGAUUAUCGCCGCUACGUCACCUCCAAACUUUCCAUGAAAAUUGCAGACGCUGACGACGAAAACAACAAUAAUUCUGCAGAGUCGCUCACGGAAUCCGAAUUCAAUUUUACCACUACGAAAAUCAAUCAAAAUUUUUCGAAUUAUUCUGCUUGGCAUCAACGUAGCAAAUUAUUGCCAAGUUUGUUUCAAGAAAAAAAUAUGACUGAAGAUGAGAAAAAGGCGCUCAUUGACAAAGAAUUUGACCUUGUCAAAUCGGCAAUUUAUACGGAUCCUGAUGAUCAGAGUGCCUGGCUAUAUCAUUUGUGGUUAGUCGGAAGAGAGAUUCGGCAUAUUUCUGUUCUCGGAGCAUAUUUUGAUCCAAAAGAGAGAGGAAUCGUGCUCAGUUUCGAUGAUGAAAUUGGAAUGAUUUCUCCGUUUUUAGUUAGUCAUGGAAGCGGCAAUAAUAAUGGUAAAGUUCAGGGAGAUUGGCGUCCAUCUGGUGGAAUUUUCAAACAUGAUCAAUUGAAUUCUGAUCGUUUAUAUGGAUUCGUAUGGAUUUUUACACCGACGGAGGAUAUAUCAAAUUCUUCAACAUUGACUGUUACAAUCGAUCCCUCUUCAAUUGUUCCAUCACAUUCUGAAUCACAUCUUAUGCAAACUGUUAAGAAACCUGUAAUUAAUAUUUUAAAUACUGAUAAUAUAGCUGCGUCAUCAGAAAAUUAUGCAUCAAUACAUUCAAAUAAUGUGGUAGCUGGAUCAUUAAUUGUUCCAGCACCCGAGAUUUUGUCAACUAUCACACAAGAACGAACCGAACUCUUGAAACGUGAAAUCAGUGUGAUAAAGGAAUUACUUGACUUGGAACCCGAUAGCAAAUGGUGUUUACAGACUCUAGUCAAUUUGCUAAACGAGCUCAAAUAUGCUUCAUUGCUGGAAUCUAACGAGGCUAAUCUAUUAAAUAAUGAAAUCGUGAGCUGUUGUGAUCGCUUAAUAAAGAUUGAUAGUUUCCGGAUUACAAGAUUUGAGGAUUUACACCUAUCACAUAACAAAUUAAAGUCAAUGUCUUUUCUCGCUAAUCUUAUUAAUCUUCGUGAAGUUAAUCUUGAAAGUAACUUGAUAUCACGAAUCGACGGAAUACGAGAACUGAGAUUUUUGAAAGAGGUGAAUUUGAAAAAUAAUUUAAUCUCAACUUUUGAGACAGUUCAUGAUGGGUUGUUAGUGGAUGAUAAAAUGGUUUCGUCAUCGCGUGGUGAUCAAGAAAAAUUGAAAAUUCAUUUGGCUGGAAAUCCAAUUAUUGCCGCCAAUAUUAGCAGCGAAUUUCAUUAG
This is a messenger RNA of Ambispora gerdemannii, 1820 nucleotides long. NCBI's taxonomy places the organism in Eukaryota, Fungi, Glomeromycota, Glomeromycetes, Archaeosporales, Ambisporaceae. The record is from the annotation of a GenBank genome assembly.